Messenger RNA from Fusarium subglutinans, 774 nucleotides. RefSeq names its product vacuolar er assembly vma12. The record is from RefSeq and is a predicted model, not a curated record. NCBI's taxonomy places the organism in Eukaryota, Fungi, Ascomycota, Sordariomycetes, Hypocreales, Nectriaceae. The transcript is spliced from 2 exons. The coding region runs from base 1 to 774 and encodes 257 amino acids.
AUGUACGAUUCUUCAGCUCUUAUCGUCCCAGCGCCAUCGGUAUCGCGAUCACGCGCCAAACCAUUACGAACAUAUGGCAAACGAAGCAUUCGAGACGAUUCGCCGAAAGAGCCAAACACCAAGAAACGAAGGUUAUCAGCAGAAGCAACAACUUCUGAGCCGACAUCCAAAGGCACAGACACGGCGCCGCUGAAGAAGGUCACGAAAGAGGCGAAGAACACACCUGAAUCGACAACAACGAACAAAAUUAUCGCCGAGCCAGUCAAGAAGGGGUCAAUACUGAACUUCUUCAAACCUGUACCUCCAUCAUCUACAGUUACUUCCAGUCCAAAGAGCGACGAGCCUCAACCCGAAUCGACACCCCCAUCCUCACCACCACAACCCCCAAAGAUAGAACCCCGAAAGAAACCGCGCUUAUUACGCUUCCGCGGUACAUCAACCCCAUUACUAGAUGACGAGAACACGGGAGGUGAUAUACAAGGCGAGGAUACAGAAGCCGAAGAUUCUGGCACCAGAUCCACUCGGCCCGCUGUUCAAGAGAGCUCCUUGAAUCGAGAACAGAACACAAACGACUCAAAGCCAGGAAAGAGAGGGAAGACGAAAACACCAACCGUACAAACGACACUGAAUUUAUCCUUGCAAGCAGCGUUUUCGGAGUGCAAGGUGUGCAAUACUGUGUGGAAUCCGCGGUAUCCAGAUGAUGUGAAGUUUCAUACGAAACAGCACGCGGCUGUUCUGAGGGCGAAGAAGAAGGAGAAGGAGAGUGAAUUAUAG